Molecule: messenger RNA, 6902 nt
Organism: Haliotis rufescens (red abalone)
Lineage: Eukaryota; Metazoa; Mollusca; Gastropoda; Lepetellida; Haliotidae
Product: 3-mercaptopyruvate sulfurtransferase-like
Exons: 3
Coding region: 127-1002 (291 amino acids)
Biological process (GO): transsulfuration
Cellular component (GO): mitochondrion
Molecular function (GO): thiosulfate-cyanide sulfurtransferase activity
Source: RefSeq, a predicted model, not a curated record
AGGCCCUAUAUGUUAACUCUCUCCUGUGCGAGAAGGCAUGUAAGUAAAUCGGGAAAAGAUAUGUUAUAAUUUCGGAAUACAUCGAUAAUACACUUAAUUGAAACGGCAAUAUUCUCAGUAUAAAUCAUGGAUCGUGUAAUGGCAUUAGUUUCUACAAAGUGGUUGGCAGAUAGCAUAAUAUCCAACUCUAAAUGUAUCAGAAUUAUUGAUGCUUCUUGGCAUCUCCCAACGUCAGGGAGAAACGGGAAACUUGAAUUUGAGCAAAAACAUAUCCCUGGCGCUCAGUUUUUCGACAUUGAUGAGUGCGCUAACAAAAGUUCACCCUUUGGACAUAUGCUACCGGGCCCAUUCGAGUUCGAAGCAUAUGUUGGAGAUCUCGGCAUUGGUAACAAUACACACGUUAUAGUGUAUGAUAAUAAUGAACUUUUUGGGCUCUUUUCUGCUCAACGUGUGUGGUGGACAUUUCGAGUUUUUGGCCAUGCCAAAGUUUCUGUAUUAGAUGGAGGAUUCCCAAAGUGGUGCAGAGAAAACAACCUUACUUCAUCUGAAUCACGGUCGGUUUCUAUCAACCGUUUUAAGGCCAACUUUAAUCCUGCGUUUGUGAAAUCUUUUGGAGAUGUGAAAAGAAACAUAGAUGACAAACAAUUCCAGCUAGUUGAUGCGAGGGCCCCUGGUCGCUUCCAAGGAAUAUCUCCUGAACCUAGACAAAACAUCAAGCCUGGUCACAUUCCCGGUUCAAUAAACAUACCCUUUAUGGAUGUGCUUGAUCCUGACAAGAAGACCAUGAAGACUGCGACUGAACUGAAGCAGUUGUUUGCCUCUGCAAACGUAGACCUUUCAGAACCUGUGACUGUGUCCUGUGGAUCUGGAGUGUCUGCAUGUUGUAUUGCACUAGCAGCUUAUCAGUGUGGCAAGGAGGAUGUGUCUAUCUACGAUGGGUCGUGGACAGAGUGGUAUCUACGUGCCCUGCCCAGCGACAGAGCCAACUGUCCACAGGAGUAGUCAGUGUCUUAGCUUCACGACAAAAGACUGAGUAUCAAGUGGCCAUCCGUCAGCCUCGACUGAACAUGGUUGCAAGACGGUUUUAUCACUCAUAUGAUGUUUAGUACACAAAAAGGAAACUGACAAAAUCAUAGUGUCAUAGUGUCUAUCAGUCUGUUUUAUGGUUUGGGGUGAAUUAGUCAUCUUUACAGCAGGCUAAGACACAGUUGGUGCUGAUAUACUAUUUAUUUUGUUCAAGUUACAAUGGUGAACAAACAGAUAUACAUUGGAAACACAGAGAGUCUGUACAUCAUCCUGGGUGGUUCGAGAAUGAAUCUGUGAUCCAUUCCUUAGUUGAGACGGCAGGGCUCAAGAUAAUUUUUCAGCAUCAGGAGUUCGUACUCCUCAUUAUUUCAAUAAAGGAGUACUGGCAAAACUGAAGAGUACACUUGGAAUACUGAAUGGUAUUUAAUGGAUUAAUCUUAUAUUUUUUAUUUUAGAUAGGCACCACAGCAUUGCCACUCUCGUGUAAACAGGUCAAUAAACAAUAAAUAAUACUUAUUUUCGUGGAUGGUUAAUAUAUAAUGUGCUCCCAACUCUAGGGUAUUCAGUAUUAUUUUUUGGGGAAAAAACAAGUAUUAUGAGCAGAAAUUGUUUACACCGUAUCCCUUCAACAAAGUCAGGUAAACGAACAGGUAAUAUCAAACUUAGUCAAUACAAAUUUGAAAUUUGAGAUAAAACAUCACUAGAAAUGAAGAUUUACUGUUUAAAUUGUAUUUGCAGUUCUACUAGGUAUUGUUUUGUAUUUAGAGAUUAGGAUUACCGUGUGUACUUUCUCCUAAACUAAGCCGGAAACAAACCUUUUCUCACAAUGUACCGGUGACUCGGUCCAAAAUUUCCCAAUAAUAUACUUUAAAGAAUUUUAAUGCAAUGAUCGGAAGAAUUACUUUAUCAUGAAUGAUAUAUUCCAAUGUCGUGUUAUUUUAAUUGCAGUUUUACUAUAUAUACUUAAAAUGAUAUUAACCAACUUUGGUACAGCUGAUUGCUAUUGCCGGAUAUUUUUUACGUACGGAACAAUAUAACCAGUCACCGUUGAGGCUCUCGCAUUCGUACUCACAAAAACUCUAUGUUGACAUAUAACAGGCAAUUUAAUUUUUUUUAUGUAUACUGCAUUACUCCUUAAUGCAUUUACUGCCUACCUUACCUUACCUGUGAUGUAUUCCUUUCAUAUUACUAUCACUGUUGUGUGUAUUAAUAAGUAGGUGAUUUUCAUGUGAAAAGACGUCUUUUUUCCCACCAUGUGGCUCGUUGUUUCUGCAAUUUUGAAUUUGUUAACCUUCCAAGGUAGUAAAGUUGUUUGCAAUUCGUAGCUAGGUAUUUUUAACAUGCUUAUGUUUAUUUAAGAUACCUGUAGCUUUUGCGUUGCAUGAAGUUUUCUGUGUAUCUUUUCUGUGUAUAUACUUUCAAACUCAUAAUUUUUUUGCCGAUCAAUACAUGUAACAUUUCAUCGGCAAUCUAUCCAAUCUGUAUUUAUCACAACUCUCUAUUUGCGUAACACUCACAAAUGUAUUUUGCAGCAGUCUCGUCAUGUUGCAAGGAGGAUGUCUCGGUCGCAGGACGCGAUCGACUCACAAUCUUCGGUUAUUACCACCCAACAUUUAUCUUCGGGUGGAGCUAUGUCUGUGUGAUAGUGACUGCCGACAUUCUCUCUCCUCCAGUUUCUAUGAUAUCGGGCGCUACUGUGAGUAUUGCACCUUCUUCAAAUUUUGAGGCAUCCAUGGCUUCCACUGUGACGGUUCCAGCAACACCGGCGCAUGCGUCUUAUGACGCUUCUACUGGGCUAGCACACACACAAACCACGAUCCAGCCAACAUAUAUGGGCGUCUCUUCACAAGGGCUUGUGCCUAGCCCCCAGGCACUUCUACAAAUUACAUCAGCCUCAGGGCUUGCAGCGUACCCCAUUAUGUCCGCAACACGUGAUAAGCUUAGCGCUGUACCACCUGCCUUCCUGGCAGCGCAGCAGAUGUGCGCUCAACCAUCUGCCUAUGUACCAGACUCCAGUGUCAGGAACAACAUGUACGCAGCAGACUACUCAUGCCUCAAUGUCUACACCGGCGUCUAACGUUUACCAAAUGCCAGAUGCGUGAUCAGUCUUAACGCAUAUGCCUUCAGUCGGCGCCAAUACCCCAUCUCUACGUGGAAAUCGUUGCACGAGUCUCUUUCACCAACAGCAGAAGUCAUUCACCUAUGAGGAGAGUGCGUCACCAUCAUUCCCUUUCUUCGGACUGAUCAAUUGGCCAGGAUGGAGAUUUUUCAUUGAAUGGAAUACUCACCUUAGCCUAGUGCAAAUGUGUCUUGUGUCAGUAGCGCCCUCCCCUGGUGAUGGGGUUGAUAAGAAAGAUACCAUAUGGUAACAUCCCUCAUCGGUUCCUGUGUAUCCUUUGUUGAAGGAUAUGUUUAGAGCAUUGGACGAAGACUCUAUAAAACUUAUGUUUGCGCCUUCAUUCAAGACAGCAAAAUUUAGGAAAGAUGAUUUUCCUACACAUGCACACAUUUUGGACGAGGAUUUACAGACGAUGACUGAGUUUUCAAGACCAACCAUGCUCAAAGUCCAAGAGGCCAGAUUUGCGUUCAUUGAAACGGAAAUCAGGCGCAUAUUCAAACCUUCGUCAGCACUGGCAUCUUCAACCCAUGCAAUGGAUCAAGAUAGUCAACCCGAAACGUUUAGACCAUUUUCAGAUUGGUAGACUUCCAACAACGUCAGAGUGACCACAUUAGCAACCACCUCCGAGCUGCACUAGCGGAGGUUACCAUUACGUGCCUGGUUAUUUAGCACUUUCCAGCUGGGAAUCCGAGUUUAUGCACAGGCUCCUAAGUCAACCUUGGUCAGCUAGCGGAUUGUUCAAUGAUGCACGCUAAGGUCUCCAAUUACCUUAGGGACAAGACCCCGCUCAAGGCAUUGGAGCAUGUAUCUCAGAGUUUCUCCCAGCAGGCAUGCAGGUUGGGCAACUAUAAACCAAGUCGCUCUUCUCUCAAAGAAGGUCAAGGCCAGGAUUCUUUUUGAGGCAGAGAGUGUGGCAGAGGUAAACCUCAAGACUCUUAUUAAUCCCGCCGUGGUAAAUUGCAGGGCCAGGGACAGCCAUGACUGUGAACUCCCAAACCCAGUCGUCCCAGUCGUCAACACCCUAGGAUGUGGGAGACUGAACCAGUUCUGGGAGAACUGGGCCAUACUAAAGGACGUCUUCGUACUCAACAUACCACAUUACUGCCUCCGAUUGACCUUUCAGGCAGUUCCACGGUUAACCACAGCUUGAGAAUCUUGAGAAUACCCAAGGAAGCAACAUCUGCUACUAAAAUCCAACAGACAUCUUGUUGAAGAAAAGAACUGUAGAGAUUAUAAACGCCAGCAGCGCUAACACCAGGGUUUUACUCUCCCAUGUUCCCAUUACCCAAGAAGGACUCAGACAAGAUGCAAAUGAUUCACAAUCUCUCCAUGUUCAACGAACAUAAUCUGGAAUAUCCACCAUAUUACCACCUCAUAACGUUGAGACUGCUCAGAGGCAGCAUCAAUGUGUUCGACUCCUUGAUCAGUCUCGACUUGCAGGAUGUAUACCUGCAUAAAUCUAUCCAUCCCUCCGACUGCAGAUUCAUCAGAUUCCAGUUCAGUGUGGUUCACUACCAAUGGGCAGUCCUGCCAUGUGGCAUUUCAGUGGCCCUGUGGCUAUUUACACAGAUAAUCAAGCCUCUAACUGUGUUUCUACACCUGAGGAACAUUUGGUUUGAGUCGUACAUAGACAACUGUCUCCUGUUUCAUCAAGACACACUCACGCUAGUAUGCCACCAGGAUUUUACUAAACAGCUACUAUCCUAGUUGGAUUGAUAAUCAACAAGACCUGUCUCCUCUGCAUCAAUCACACACACUUUGCCAACGGCAAGUGUUACUGUGGUUACUAACUUCAGCGCAAGAUUUAACAAGCAGAGGCCACCUACCACUAUGUCCAAUCCAACAAUUCCUGAAUCCUUACAUCAGGCGACAGGAUCCACUCAAAGCCAUCACUCUACCAGUCCAUCUAACGCCAUACCUCAAUUGGUGGACGAUAGUCUUAGGUGGAGACUCCUUAUCCGGGUUAACCCCGAAACCACAUCUGUUUGUAGACGCCUCCCUUCAGGGGUGGGGUACUCACUUACAGGGCCAGACAACCUCAGGGCUGUGUUCCAGCGCUCAACAAACAUGACACAAAAACAAUCUGGAGUUGGAAGCACUCAUUCUGGCCAUUUCACAUUGGCAGAAACAGUUACAGUCCACACAACACAAACAACACAGACAAUCAGGGGACUGCACACUCCCACUCCCAACAGACAUUCAGAUUCUUCCAUCUAAUGGAUCGUCUGAAACUACAAUUUAUAGUUCUGCAUAUCCCCAGAUGUCAGAACAUACUGGUCGUUGCCUUAUCCCAACCAGACAGGGUGGCUCCCAAUAAGUGGAAACUUCACACAGGCAUCUGCAGGCUUUGGUGGUAGUCAUAUUCAGCAUCCCCUUGGUGAUACAAAAGAUUAAAGAGACAAGCAACCUUGCUCUGACUUUGAUCGCCCCAUGAUGGCCAGCGAGGGGGUGGUUUGUCAACCACAGAAAUCGUGCAGAAAACGAUCCUCUGUCCCUCCCAGAUUAGUCCAACCUACUCAUCCACCCUCACAGCCUAAUUGCAUCACCCAGGGCCAGUCAGAUUUCAUCUUCAUGCUUGGUUCGUCUUUAAAAGACGUUAAGUUCUAAGGGGUAUUUGGCGCAGGCUGCCAAGGCUGUUGCAUUAGCGCAUGUUCCUUCUACCAGGGAUUUAUAUGAUGACAAGUGGGGAUCAUUUGAAACAUCAUCAUCAAGAUCCUACGACAGCGUCACCACAAUUCUUAGCCGAAUACCUCCUACACUUGCAUACCAAAAGACACUUGAAGGGUAACACCAUUACUAUGUAUUUGGUUGCACUCAAUUCAGUGUUGGUCGUUCCAGAGAAUCCUAAGAUGACCAAGGUCGUUUAGGCUUUAAGAGUAAUGCAGGAUAAAUAUACAAAUGUAAUUUUUUAUUUUAUUUUACUAAUUGUAACAAAUAUGACUUUUAACGAGGCAAAGUAUGGUAUUUAUGAUAUAUGUUUCCAUUCUCUGUCAACUAAAGUUUGUUUCAAGGCGUCAAUAACGGUUAUCUGACUGUGGUUGCUGUAAAUCACGGUGAGUUGUGCAAUCUACCGAUCCCUUCACAAAUGAGUUCUCCAAAAUUAAUGUGAGAAUAUUGAAAUCAAAUGUUGAAUAUAAUUAUUAAAAUAUGUUGCAAACAUAAGUCCAGAUAAACAAUAAAACCUUUUGUAACCAGGCAGUGUAAUUACCUGAUGCUUGUGGGUUUCACCGAAGUGGUAAACGUCUGAGACCUGCAUCACUUAGGGCUCUCCUCCCACAUUAAGCUUACACGCCGUGAUAUAACUGGAAUAAUGUUAAAAGCGGCAUUAAACCCAACUCACUCACUCACUUACUAUUGACAGGACACAUAUGCCUCAGUUGUUAGCUAAAGGGGCGUUCAUGCUAUACAACUAGUUGGUACAACUUGUAUGCAAUGAGUUGUUCGAAAUUAAUUUGUAUUUCAAUGCAGCACUGCGACAUCAUGUGAGAAGCUUGGGAAAUAGUGAUUCAGUACAUUACUGCUUGAACCCUGACUGCCGAGUUAAUUUAAGAUUCUCAUAAUUCCCACGAAUACAAAACCUGUGUCACAUCAUUGACAAAAAUCCUGUAUUUCGGCUGUCUUCACACUAUAACAAUCUUCAGUAUUUCACCAGAAGUCCUCUUCACUGUCAACUAUUCAAAAAUUGUUGAGAUAAUAAUAGUAUCUCCCUUCCCAAGCCUCUUGCGCAUGCAUAACAUGGGAAUUAUCAUAGUUUUUA